CACUGACUGAUAGUGGUCGAGCAAAAUACGCCGUUCGUUCAGCCGUUGCAUAGGCACCAGAGUACUGAGUAGCAGCUGCAGCUGCUGUUGGAGGUCGGAGGUUUUCCUCUUUCCACCGUCCAGUCGUCAGUGCCACAACGUCUGUCUAUAAUAAUAAUAACAAUCACAAUAUACGUCGUUCCUAUACAACAGACUGGAUAAAGUAUUGCUUCUGAUAUUGUGCUACUUAGUACUUUCGAAAGCAGCACUGGUGUUAGUGGAAGUGGUAGUCUAGCGGAAAAACAGCUGAAUACCGUAUACUGCUGUAUUUUGUAGUGCUGUUCCGUGUAGGUACUCGGUUAAAUCGAAUUGUCAUGGUAGUGUUUUAAUUUUAAUGAUUAUUUUUGUUCUUGACGGCGAUACACGGACAACGCACGUACGCACAUAGAGCGGUUGUUCUUGUUUUGUUUUUAUUUUUACCUUUACGCUAAUCGCCGUGGCUAGUACCUGAACGAUCAUAAUAGCUCAUUGUGUGGCCUGUCGAUUUCCAUUCGAAAAACAAAGUCAGUCAGAAAAUAAACAUGUCGAUUAAUUAAAACCUUUUUUUGAAAUCACCGCACCACUGUUAAUUUAUUAUGGACGAUCACAAUGACGACAGAAACGGAAUGAUAGCCGACUUUCAGGUAAAGUAUUUUCGUCGUCGAUGUUAAGUUUUCCGGAAUAAGGAUUAUUGUUAUUGGAAAGUCUUGUGGGAUUAUUAAUUUGUCUUUUUGUUUUCCAGGCCAUCACUGGUAUUGAUAAUGCCGGUGAAGCGCUGAUGCAUUUAUCCAAUUUUAAUUGGGAUUUAUUGGUAUUUACUAUUUAUUUUAAUAUUAACCAUUUAUAUUACAAUAUUAUUUUUUGCUCUACCUAAUACUUCUAUUAUUGUCUUUUCAGGCUGCCGUUCAUCAUGUCACACCACAACAUACUCAACAGUUACCAUCAGAAGGUCAUAGUACACAAUCAAAUAUACAAAACAUAUCACUCGCAGAAGAUUUCACCGAGCUUGUUGUGCCUCCGUCAACUUCAGAUGAAUCUCAACGUAUUUUAAAUAUUGAGUUUGAACAAAAUGGCCAUAUUAUCGCUACAUUAAGAGUAAACAACAAGGCAACUGUUGGUAAUUAUGUAUUAUUUAUUAGGUAGUUACACACAGUGUUAAAUUAAUAUUUUUAUGUAGACUAAUAUUUAAAUAUUAAAAGAAUUCUAAAUUGUUUUAUUUAUUUUGACACUCCAUACAAUUGAUAUAUCCUACCUUAUAUGUUUUAAACCAAAUUUUUUGUUGUAUAUUUCUUUUAUUUUUACUCAAUAUUACUUUUUGAUUGGAAUAAUUUAUCAUUACAUUUAGCAUAUAAUACCCUUUAUCCUACCUUUCCGACUUCCCACUUAUAACAGUAACCUAUCUAUGACUAAUAUUAGUUUUUUUUGUUUAUCUUUGAAUGUUUUAUUUCACACUUCAGGUAUAACUAUUACAAAUUAAUACUUAUUAAGUUUAUGUAACUAUAUUUUUACUAAUUGUAAUUUUGAAUCAAAAUAAAUUACUAAUAUUGUGAUUGUUAUUUUACAUUUAGAUGAUUUAAAAACCUUGAUCAUGGCUCAAUGUGGGAUUCCAUGUUGUCAACAAAUUUUAAGCGGAUGGCCUGACAAUAAAUACCCCCUUAAUAAUGAUACAUUUUCCAAAUUUAAUUUUCCAGAUCAUUUUAAACUGUAUCUUACUACUGGUCAUAUGACUUCAAAUCAAGAUCAGAAUGGAAGGUAUUAUUAUUAUUUUAAUUAUACUAUUUUAGCAUAACAUUUUAAUGUCUUACAUUUAUUCCAAAGGUCUAACCCCAGAAUAUUCACUCUAAAUAUUACAAUAGAAGCUACAAGUUUAACUAAAUAUGAAGUUUUAAAAUUGUCAUUUCCAUCUUAUCAGACUGUCGCAGAAGUAAAAGAUGUUAUUGCAAACAUGACAAAAUUACCUAUCAAUAAUCAACAAUGGUUAGGAUGGCCACAUUUUGUAACUUCAAGCACAACUUUGGAUGAAUCUCAUAUUAAUUUUCCAGUUCAUGAUUUUAAAUUAAAACCAUCAAAUUCAGUACUUAGACAUACUAGGAGAACAUAUAAUACUAGAUUAAAUGUAAGCAUAUUAUUUUAUUUAUUUGUUUAAAUAUGAAUUUAACUACACAGAUAAUUUAAGACAGAACCUCGACAGAUUUAUAAUUUCUGUACGAUUUUAAAAUGUUUUAAGAGUUCUACUUGUGGUUUUUUUUUACAAAUUGUUAAUUACAAAUUGUUAAUAACAAAUUAUUAGUAUUUAAAAUCAACGGUCCUUAGCUUAUGUAUGACUUGUUUUUUGGUUCAUAACAUACUUUAGAGGAAAAACCAGAGCUUGAAAAUAUUUUUAUAGUGUUAUAACAAAUAAAUUCGAGAAAUAUUCUAAAAAUUAAAUUAUGUUUUCAAGCCCUAAGAAAAACACCUGUGCCUUUCAAAAUGAUCUGAUGUAGAAUAUUUUUGUCUGUUAAAGAGCUUCUACGGAUGCAUUGAAUUAUGAUUAUGUAACCGUCCAAAUUCUAAUAAUAGCAUAUAGAAGUAUAAUUUUAAAAUAUAAGUCCAGUGCACUCUUUGAAAAGUAUUCUUCCAUCCAAUUAAAAAAAAAAAUUAAAAUCAGUUUAAUCUACAAAAUAUGAGCUUUACCUGAAAUGACAUUUUUGAGCAAAAAAAAAAAACUUCACGUUUUGGUCUCUUAAAUUUGGUUCAUAUUGUUAUUUUUAUUGAAAUAGUUUUUUUUGUAUUAUUUGUUCAAAAAAAAGUUAGUUAAUACUAAAAUGUGUAUCAUAAUCUAUCAUGAUUCUGUGUGAACAAAUUUAAUGAUUUUAUACAUUUUUAUUUUUAGAGCAUAUUUUAUAGUUUUAACAUGUUUAUUAUUUUUCUGGAUAGUCUGCUGUUGAUAUGGAAACAAGUGAUUCUCCAAUGCCUUCUUCUUCUACUUCAUCUUCUUCUGCAUCAUCAUCAUCUUCUGAUGAAGAUCCAUUUGAGGAUGCAGCAGAGUCACUAUCUGAUGAUGACGAUAAUGCUAUGUUCGUGGACACUGAGAUAACUACUCGAAUCCGUCCAUUAAGUAAGUCUGAUUAUAGACUAUUAAUGAAGUAUUACAUUUUAUACUUUUUAAUAUAGGCAAACUAUUGCACAAACAUCUAAACCAUAACUGUUUUUUUGAAUGUAUAGUUUUCUAAGUUAUUAUUGUUGUUUAAAACUAAAGUUUUGACAAUCUUUUAAAUGUCUCAAUUUAAUUAAUUUUUUAAGUUAUUCUGAUAUACAAUUUAUUUUAUCAUACAUAUUAAAUGUAUUUUAAAAUGAUUUAGUUUCUGAAGAUAUUGAUGGUGAACUUGCUGGUGCCAUUCAAUUCAUUGAAGAAUUUCAGAAUCGUUAUGGAGAUUUACGACCUGAAUUCUUUUUGGGGACACUUGAUCAAGCUAUCAAAAUUGCAUGUUUUAAACCAGCUAAAGAUGUUAGUAUAAUUUUUUAUUUGUAAAUAAAAAAAAAUGCUUACAUGAUCCUUCAUUUAUAGCAUACAAACCAAUAUGAAAAUUCUUUAUGGCUAAGAUUUAUUUUAUAUAUUAUAUAUUUAGUUUGUGUUACUUCAAGUUAUAAAGUCUAUUAUUGAAGCUAUUCAAGUGUAGUAAAAAUUCUUAGAACUUUAUCUCUAAAAUUUUUCUCAAGUAAAAAAUGGGGUAUAAUAAAUAUUUUAUGACUUGAAGUUACAUUAGAUUAAUUAUAUUUUAAUUGUUUUCUUUUUAUUUUAGAAACGUCUAUUAGCUCUAUACUUACAUCAUGAUCGCAGUGUGUUGUCAAAUGUGUUUUGCACACAGUUAUUAUGUUUUGAAUCAGUUGUACAAUAUCUGAAUGCAAAUUUUAUCGUAUGGGGAUGGGAUAUGACACAUGCAGCUAACAGAAAUAGGUAAAUGUUUAAACAUUUAAUGGUUAUUAUAUCAAUAUAAAAUAUUAUAUUUUUAGAUUAUUGCAAUCAGCUUCCCAGGCAUUGGGUACAAUGGCUGAAGUUACUUUAAGAGCUAUAGAUAUAAAUAGGCUACCUGCUCUAGUGUUGAUUACACGAAAUCGGUCAAACACAGAAAUAUUAUCAGUUAUAAAUGGUAAUAUUUCAUGCACAAAUAUAAUGUAUUUUAUUAUUACUAUGUAAACUAAAUGUAAAAUAUUACAGGAGAUUGUAAUAUAAGUGAAUUACUUUCAAGCCUUAUAAAUUCUCAAGAAAUGUUUUCUAUACAACAACAAGUAGAAAUAAAAGAAGAAGGAGAACGAAAUGUAAGAGAGAUGAUUAAAGUAGAACAAGAUGAAGCCUACCAACAGUCAUUGGCUAUUGAUCGGUAUAUAUUUUAAAUUAAUUAAUUUUAGUUCAGUUUAUUAUUUACAUUAAUAUAUAUUUUUUGUUUUUGAGUAUUAUCAAAUUAAUCAUUCUUAAUAAGAUUUAAAUAUAAUUAUCUAAACAAAUAUUACAGAGCCAAAGAAGAAGCAAGAAAAAUGCAAGAAAUGGAAGAUAUGGCCAUUCGAUCUCAAAUUGAAAAUCAAGAAAGACAGGCAGCUGCAGAAAAAGAGGUAUAGUAUGAUGUGUAAAUGUAUAAUCUUAAAUAACGUAAUUAACUAUUUGUACAGGCCACUCGACAACGUAUUGUAGCAUCUCUUCCAGCUGAACCAGAUCCUGGUGAUCAAGUAGCAAAAAUCAGAUUUAGACUUCCUUUGGGAAAAUUUUUAGAACGAAGAUUUCUUGCAUCAGAGAAUUUACAAGUAAAAUUAUAAAACUAUUUAAUUAUAAUUGAAAACUGUACAAAUAUUGGAUCUUUAAAAAUAUUUUUUUCUUUUCAUGUCAGGCAUCACACUGAUACUAUAAACUAGUAGACUAGACAAUUAAGCAUAACUAGGUUUACAAAUUAAAAUAUACAAGGAUAUAAAUAAAACACAAAAAUACAUUUAUGUUGUUUACUUAAAAAAGAAAAUAGCAAAUUUGAUUAUAACAUCUAAAAAUGUUCAACAAAUUGUUUUCUUAAGUGGUUCCAGUAGUCAGAUUUGAAUUCCCUAAUGAGUAUAAAAUGGAGUACUAAACUAUAGAUUCUAUUUAUCUGUCAUGAAAGUUAAACCAACAUACUUCAAUUUAAAACAUGAUAUAUUUAUGCUUUAGGUAUUAUUUGACUACCUAUAUGUGAAUGGCUUCAGUCAAGAUGAGUUCAAAGUAAUAUCUAGUUGGCCAAGAAGAGAUGUAAGUAAAAUUAUGGUUUUAUUUUUAUUUAUAUUAUACUUAUGUAUUGUCCUAUUAUGUUUAUAGUUAACGACAUUAGGUGUAACUCAAACAUUGAAAGAACUAAAUCUCUAUCCACAAGAAACAUUAAUUCUGGAAGAACGAUAAUUUUAUUGUAAAUGCACCAUUGUAUAAAUUUAUUUAUCACAAGCCUUCCUUUUUGUCUUCAAUUAAAUAGUUUACUGUUUUAUUAUAUUAAAAAUUAUAUUUCUAUGCUGUUAAGAUUUUCAUUUUCAAAUUUAAAUUAUCAAUUGUAUAAUAUAUUAAUUUAAAUUUGGUAAUGAAUUAAAAGAAGAGAAAAAUACAGACUAAAUUUCCAAGUCGAAAUAUUUCUAUAUUUAUUAAUCUACUAAAAAAACAGAAAAUGUAAAUAAGCUUUAUACAAAAUUAUAAUAUGAAUUCUUUUAAAUUUAAAUUGUUAUAAAAAACAUUUUAUAUUUGAAAUGAAAUAACAAAAUACUUUUAAAUAUCUUAUUAGUUUAUGUACGAAGAGAAGUUUUUAAUUUUUUUCUGCUAAUACUUGAUGGAGUGUCUGUUGUCCAUUAGAAAGCUUUUUUGAUUUUUUAUUUGGUUUUGUAUUAUGGGUUGGACUUGAUCUUUUUCUCAAAUUGUAAUUAUUUAUAUCUUCCAUGUUUAAUUGUUUUUCCAAUUGUUUAGCCAUCAGAAAAUCAUUUCUUUGUUGGUUAAUCAAUUUAUCCAACAAGGAAAUUUGAACAAUACAAAACUGACAAGCAGAUAAGUCAUUGUUUAAAACAUCUUGCAAUCUUCCACAAGUACAAUUCAUACUAUCUUCUAAUUUUGUAGUCAAAUUUGUAUUUGUAUUGGAACCUAUAAAAAAUGUAUUAUUAAAAAUUUCCAAAUUUUGGUUACAGUAUUGAUUACUUGUAGAUGUACUAGAAGUACUACAGCUACUUUUGUUUGAUGAACAGUUGGGGGAGCUGUUUUCUUUGUUUCUAUAUUGCACUUGAGCAUUGUUAUGAACUAAUUUGGCUAAAAAUAUAAGUUAUAAAUAUAAAUAUAACUUUAAAAUCUUAAGUUAUUUGAUAACUUACUAAACAUUUUAUCCAGAGGCCCUUUUUUCUGUUGUUUUUGCUGAAAAUCAUAUUAUGUUAACAAAAGAAGCAAAAGUACAUUAUUUAGUGUCCUAACAUUUUUUGUAUUACUCACUUUGUUAGAGAUUUUACUUUUUGAAUUUGAUUCGAUCUUCGUUAAUUUACUAAAUUUUAAUGAUACCUUGAUAAAUAAUAAAAUAUUAAAUAUUUUUUUUAACCUAAAACGUUACUCUUAAAUAUUACAUUUUGUAUUUCAUUGGCAAUCUGCUUAUCUGCUUCAUUCAAUAAUAUUUGUUCUUGUUGUAAUUCAUUGUUAAUCUGUGAAAAAAAUUAAUAUUAUUCACGUCAUAUUAUAAUAAACUCAAAUAGUCAGAUAACCAAAAAUAAAAAAAAAAUAUAACAAUUUAGAAAUGUUCAAAACAAACCAUAAGUAUGGUUCAUGCCAUUUAAUGUAUAAAUAAGAUAUGUGGUUCUUAUUUUGAGCGACUGGAAUUUAUUCUUAGAUGCCUCUUCAUUUUCUUUGAAAAUAAAAUAAAAAAUAUGAGCCCUAUGGUGUAACAAAGUAAAGUUUCCUAUUUAAAAUACAUUGGUUUUCUUUUAUUUAAAUAUAUUUGAAUAAAGAGCUGACAAGAAAAAUUUAUCUGGUAUAGAAAUAAUCAAAAAAUGAAUAUUUAUAUCAUCAGGCAUGCUGUCACUUUGUAUUUGUUAAUUAUUAAUUUUUAUCUUAGAGUACUAAAAUUUAGUCAAAUAUCCAGAAAAUUGAUAUGAUUUUUAAAGUAUUGCAAUUUUAAAAUUGUAUGAAUGUCAUACAUCAAAUACAUUGCAUAUUAACUAAAAAUAUAUAUUAAUCAAGAUAAAAAUAUAAAAAAGAGUGUCAUACCCACUUAUCUAUAAAUAACUUUAAUGCUAUUUUGGAAACCUAAACAAAUAUUUCUCAUUUUAUUGAUAUUAUUUGAUGGUUGGUGGUCAAUUGCUGUACAUAUUUUUUUUUUUAUAAUUUAUAGGCUAUCUUGUCGUGUUUACCACGUGAUUACAAUAUUAUGUAUAGUUUAUUGACUCCUUGAAGAUUAUCUCUACAUGCUAUACUCAAUAUAAUCUGCGUUUUCUAUUUAAUCUGUGAACUCUUGUAAAUCUUUUUUUUAUAUAAUAAUAUAUUAUCUAUUAUUUAUUUUGACAUCAAAACAACUUUUUAUCAACAUACAAAAUCAUAUAAAAUAGUCGUUUAUAAGAUUUUACAUGACUACAAGAUAAAAGCUACUCAUUUAUACUUUAAUAUACCUACAACCUAUAUACACAACUACAGCUCUAAUUUAUCAAUAGUCAGUUUUUUCUUCUAAUGUUUAUCGUAAACUAUAAAGGUACUUUGUGUUUAGCACAGCCACACUUCAUAUAACUAUGAAAAAUCAGCAUAAUUCAUGACUAUGUAUUAUUUCGAUAAGUAUACCAACUAAAUAUUACUAUAUAUGAUACAUUUUUUGCAGAUUUCUGAUAUAAAUAAAAUUCACAAAAAUGAUAAAAUCAAGCUAUAUACUUUACAGCAGUGGUUCCUAACUUUGUUGACAUUACUAAGCAGUCAGAACUUUCGAUAUGUCUGACCACCUUAAUUUUAUACCUUAUAUCUCUUAUAAACAAGAAUCAAUUAUUUUCACAUUUUUUAGAAUUUAGAUUAUGAUUAAAUAAAAUUUGUUAUAGGUUCUUCCUUAAAAUAAAGUUUAUAAUUAAUCAAUUUUAAGUAAAGUUUAAAAUUAUCAACAAUUUAACACAAAUUACUAUUAUAAAACAAACAUUUCAAUGCAGUUUAUGGGUUUGUAUUUCCUUUAAACAAAGAUAUUCUCAAGGGAAUACUGCUCAAGUUACAUGCAUGUCUUUAGUGGCAUCCAACCGGUUUAUUUGUUUAAUUUUAACAUAGAGUAGUCUAGAAAAUCCUUGUUUGCACAAAUAAUUUGUUGAAAAUCUCACUAAAUAUCCCUAUGUGAUUUCCCAAUGCAUAGAAUACACAAUUACUUUUAAACCAAAAUUCUUCUAUAUGCAUGUAAGAUUCAAACGUAUCCUUACAGUUUUGGUCGUCUUGUAAUCUUCCUGGUUAUUAUUAGGUACAUAAACAAUAAGAUGGUUUUGGGUCAUACUUCGGAUACCUAUUGUUUUGAACUAUUAAAUUCAGGGGAAUACCGAUAAAAUUAAUCUAUAAGCUUAAAGUUUUAAAGUUUACUGUAUACAAUUUACGGUAUUUGUCACAUCCCAAAGAAAAAAUGAAAUAUUUUUAAAUUUUCUAGAUAUUAGUCGUGUACCACCGCACAAUGUCUUGUAGACCACCAGUUGGGAACCAUGUUAGGAAUAUCUGCUUUACAGUCACAUAUUUUAAAUGGGAAACUUAACCUUAUUACAGAAGAACAAAAGAAAUGUCAUGGGAAGCAUAAAUAGGGCACACACAUAUUUUAAAACAACUUUGGUUGUUUUAAAAUAUGUUUAGAACAGUAAGGAAAUUGUAAAUUUAAAUCAAAUUAAUUAUUUACCCAUAUAUUUUAAAUGGGAUGACCAUGAUAAGGGUUUGUUUUGAAUUUUCCAUAAUAAUAAUAAUAAUUUUUUUUUAUAUCUAACUAUUUGAGUAAAUAACUCUUACUUGUUCUUGAAUAGUCAAUGCAAAUUGUGAAUCAUUUUGCGUUCGGUCAGCAAUUUCUUUAUCAGCUUCUUCUUCUUCUUGCUUUUAUUGAAGGUUAAAAUUAAUUCAUAAUAAAAUUAUAAAUUGUUUAUAUAAGGUAUUCUACAGUGUUUUUUGAAUGUUAUAUAACUUAAAAUUUAUUUUUGAAUUUUGCAAAAUAGCCAUUUUGUUAAAAAUAUUAUUCUAAAAAUUUUAAUAUACCAUAUAUUCAUAUCUGAUCAAUAGUUUUUAAGUAACAGCAGUUUUAAUUUUUAGAAAUGUGUUAAGAAAAAAAAAAUGUUAAUAGAAUAACAUGUUACGCGAUUAGGAAUCACAAUCAGCGAGAUAAUUCCUUAUAUUUAAUUGAAAAUGUAUUGUUUUCGUGCCAAUUUUAUAAAAUGACUAUUUUGGACAUUUUGAUAAGUAAAAAUAUUAAGUUAUUUUUUUCAGUGUAUAAAGGAUGAAUAAAAAUAAUAUUUUUCCCUACAUAUGUGUCCAACUGAAUCAAAAUCCGAUUGAAAAAAAAAAGUUUAUAUAACAUUCAAAUAAUACUGUAGGAGACCUUGUAUAGUAGAAUAUAUCAGUUUGGCUUAAUUUACCUGUAGCUGUUUAGCAAGUUCUAUAUUUUGUAAUUCAAUUUCUUCAGUAUUUUUUAAAAUGUUCAUCCUCAUAGCAUCAAAUUCUUUUUUUAGCUCUCCUUCUUUAUUUAAAACACGCGUGAAUCCUUGGCUAACAAUUCCUAAACAUGUACAAAUUUACUU
Cinara cedri is the source of this 9756-nucleotide messenger RNA. The record is from the annotation of a GenBank genome assembly. Lineage: Eukaryota; Metazoa; Arthropoda; Insecta; Hemiptera; Aphididae.